GGUCAAAUUGCUGGUAAACUUUUGAUUGACAUCAGCAUGGGUUCCCUAAUCCCCCAUCUCUAUUCCGCUUGCAAUGUCUUCAAAGAUAUGGUUGUCCUAAAACUCAAUGAACAAUGUAUCAUGGAACUGAGCAGAUGGCUACACGACCUCACUGGAGCUUAUGACUGGGGAUACACAUCAGCCGCCGUGGCUGAGCUGGAAGGAACGAAGGAUCAACUUCAGGACCAGGAAUUGCAACUAAAGUCGUGCAUCAAGCAGAUUUUGAAAUGUGAUUUUGAACGGGAAAACAUAAGCUCGCCGGUGGCGUUACCACUCGCUGAUUGCAUUGUCAGCGCAUUGAUACUGGAUGCUAUCAGUAAAGAUAAAGAUGAAUACAUGAGAAAUCUGGAAAAGAUGAUAAAGCUGCUGAGACCUGGAGGCAAGCUGAUACUUAUGGGGUUAUUAGAUGCGACCUACAUAGUUGUUGGGGGGAAACGGUUCCAUCGUUUGAAAUACGAUGAGGACUUUGUGAAGAAUGCCCUCGGUAAGCUGGGGUUAGUCAUUGAUUACUGUGCAGUGCAGAAGAGACGCAAUAUGAGCGAUCUCAUAGAUUAUCGCUCUGCUGUGUUCGUUGUAGCUCGCAAGGGGGAGUAG
Molecule: messenger RNA, 633 nt
Organism: Nanorana parkeri
Lineage: Eukaryota; Metazoa; Chordata; Amphibia; Anura; Dicroglossidae
Product: nicotinamide N-methyltransferase-like
Exons: 2
Cellular component (GO): cytosol
Molecular function (GO): N-methyltransferase activity
Source: RefSeq, a predicted model, not a curated record